This is a messenger RNA of Pyrenophora tritici-repentis Pt-1C-BFP, 1776 nucleotides long. Its product is annotated as LMBR1 domain containing protein 1. Lineage: Eukaryota; Fungi; Ascomycota; Dothideomycetes; Pleosporales; Pleosporaceae. Gene Ontology annotation, biological process: protein localization to vacuole. The record is from RefSeq and is a predicted model, not a curated record. Gene Ontology annotation, cellular component: vacuolar membrane.
AUGGCGCUCAUACAAACCAGCCUCAUCUGGGUGGCCUACGCCGUCGCAGUGGCCAUCCUCUUCCUCAUCGCGUCCACAUUCGUCUACGUCUACCAGAAGCCGCGUGAUCGCGCCGCUGCCGUCACCAUUGUCUGCAUCUUCACCACACUUGCGCUGCUCGCGACCGUGUUGCUUAUCCCCGUGGAUGUGGCUCUCGUCUCAUCCACGUCGCGAUCGAGCCUCGGGCGCAAGAAGGACUGGGCCACACCCGACAAGGUCGACAGCAUCGUCUACACGCUGCGCAUCGUAUACUACACGCUCUACUCGCUUGAUGCGGUCCUCUGUCUCCUCGUUAUUCCUUUUACCUACUUCUGGUAUGAGGAAUACGACCAGGAUGCGGCCGAGCACGGAGAGCAGACGGCCGCCCAACGCAUCGGAGGUGCGCUCAAGUGGACGCUUGGCUUCCUCAUCUUCGUCGUGGCCAUUUUCCUCGUUGGCUUCUUCGUUCCCUUUGCGAAGCAGGCCAAGGAGGACAAACGCCUCGAUCUCGACUACUUCAAGCACCUGUUGUCAGAGAACCAUGGCGAACGCGCUCUAUCCUUUGGUCUUGGCUUCUUGAUCACAGUUGGCACCGUUCUUUUCGUCCUCUACACUGGUGCCGGAAUGGCGCUCCUUCCCGUGGCCAUGAUCAAGUCCGCGCCUUCCGUCUCAGCCCCCACCCUUGCCGCCAACACUGCAUCUCAGCUCGAGACUAACCGCGAGCGUCAAAGACAGCUUGAGGGCCGCAAUGAAGGCCGCGAGGGCGGACUCGACAGCAGGGACAGGCGAGAGCUGGAGGCGCUGGUACGUGAAGAGCGCACACUCAUCCGCCGCGAGCGCCUUGCUGCUGAGUCCAGCGGCGAGGACCGCCAUUGGAUCGUCAAGGCCUGGAUCAAGACUGAAGCCUUCUUCCGCCCCCUCAAGCUCAUUGGCGGCCUUAUCCUUCUCGUCUUUGCUCUCGUCAUCUUCGCUAGCAUGCUCAUCACUGGUAUUGACAAGGCCAAGAACUCCAUCUGCGGUGCUCACUGCGGCUACAUUCUUGGUCACAUCAACAUCUUCCAACCGCUCAACUGGGUCCUCGUCAAAUCAGCCAAGGUCUUUCCCAUUGACUAUGUUCUGUUCUUGCUCCUUGUUCUCUUCUUGUUUUCCGCCUCCGUUGUUGGCAUCGCCACUGCUGGCAUCCGCUUCCUGUGGGUUACCAUCUUCAAGAUCCGCAAGGGGCAGACUUCGCCACAGGCUCUUCUCAUGGCCACUGUGCUACUCACUCUCAUCACUCUCGCCAUCAACUACUCCGUCGCCAUGGUGGUUGCACCUCAAUAUGCCACCUGGGGUCCACAGACCUACUGUGACAUGAAGACCAACAGCCUAGAUGAGCAGCCCGACUGUGCUGAGCACAAAGACCUGAUCAAGCCCUGCAGCGAACUCGCCACCAACCCCGCCGCACAACAGGUCUGCACACCCUCAGUUCUCAGUACCUUCAUCAACCGGGUCACAAUCAACUUCCCCUUCUUUGGUAUUGUUCUCUUCUGGGCCCAGUUCGCCUUCCUUGGUGUUUACCUGAUUGUCUUCUUGACGACACUGUUCAAGGCACCAACGCUCGAUCAGGAGCAAAUUGAUCGUGACUUGGAAGAGGAAGAGGACGAAGGUCUACUGGCCAGCACGGGACGCAGGUUUGGUGCUGCCUGGAGUGACGUUACUGGACGGGCUACGAAGCCUGCCAACUAUGGAGCUACUGAGAGGGAUGAGAGGAUUCAGUAG